UGCUUCUUCUUCUUCUGCUUUUUCCUUCCCCCUUCCCCUUCACCUCGGUCUCGUCUUCUGUUCCUCUUCGAUGAGCACCUGGCAGCAGCAGCAUCAGCAUCAGCCACCGUCGUCGUCGUCGUCGCCGUACCGCCCUGCUGCCGCCGCUGCCACGGCAUCAUCAUCAUCAUCAUCGUCUGCACUCGCCCCUUCGUUCGCCUCUGCUGUCGCCGCCCCAUCAGGAUCAUCGUCCCUGUCAUCGUCGUCGUCAUCGCCAUCGCCACUGUCAUCGUCGUCGCUCGUCCACACCGACCCCGCCGCGGGCGUCGUGGGCCAGCAGCACCAGCUCCAGUACCAGCAGCACCCGUCGAGCGCCAAGUCAUCCGCGUCGUCGUACUUGCCUGCAUCGCAGCGCAUCCGAGCCGAUCGCUUUGGCAUUGCAUCGCCGGGAUACCAGGCUCAUCAGGGGUCGUACGCGUCCCCAUCGUCGCCAAGCAUCAGCCUCGCGCCAAGCUCGAGCGGCGUUCGCAUCUCGUCCGCCUCCGCAUCCACGGCCGUCAACUUCCACUUUGAUCCCGAAGACGCCUCAGGCAAAGGCAGGCGGCGUGCUGUCGGUUUAUUUCGUUUCUGGAAUCAAAUGACAAGGCUACAACGCUCUCUGAUUCUCGUGCUGAUGCUGACCAGCGUCGUUCUGCUCGCCACGUUCCUGCCAAUCUCGGAGACAGUGGCUGCACAAGAUCCGCUGUUCGUGGACGAAGGACUGGUCGUCAACGUUGGCGGAAAUGGGACGCAUCUGCUCGACCAGGCGCAUCAACGGUUUGCAGUGGGCCAGACGCGCGAGCAGCUCGGGAAACUUCAGCAAGACAUUGCCCGCAGCGAGGAAGAGCGUCGACGGAAUGGAGGAGGUGGUGGUGGUGGUGGUGCUGCGGCAGGGAAUGACCGCGAUCCAGUCCCGGAUGCCGCGGAAUUGCCGGAACGAGCUGGCAAGCUCGCCAAUCAGCUGGAGCAGGCAAACCGUGCACAGCGGCAAAAGCAACUCCGGGAACAGGCCGAGCAGGUGCGACUCCAGAAAUUGCAACAGCCUCCACAACAACGGCCACAGCAACAACCUGCUGCAGAACAGAAGCCAGUAGUCGGUGUUGCCAACCCAGCAUCACCCAACCAAGGUCGCACUACUGAAUUCACCCAACGUCAGCGUGCCGUCAUUGACAUGUUCAAGUGGUCCUGGGCUGGCUACAAAAAGUGCGCCUGGGGCAAAGACGAGCUCUUGCCUCUGAGCUGCUCCUCCCAUACCUGGUUUGAUCUUGGUCUCACCCUGGUGGAUGCCCUCGAUACCAUGUAUUUGAUGAAACUGCAAGACGAGUUCAAGGAAGCCCGUGAUUGGGUUGAAAACCACCUCCGCAUCACCGAAGCCGGUGAUGUCAACCUGUUUGAGACCACGAUUCGCAUUCUCGGCUCAUUGCUGACCACGCAUCACUUUACGCAAGACGACAUGUUCAAACAGAAGGCGAUCGAACUGGGAGACAUCCUGCUCCUCGCAUUCCAGACACCGUCCGGCAUUCCAUACUCGGAUGUCAACUUGAAGCAGCGGCGAGCGCACGGGCCCGUGUGGUCUUCGGACUCGUCGACUGCUGAGGUCACGACCGUCCAGCUCGAGUUUCGGCACCUCACACACAUCACAGGCGACCCCAAGUACGCCGGCGCUGUCGACAACGUCAUGAACGUGAUGGAGCGCAACAUGCGCGAGGAUGGCUUGGUUCCCAUCUACAUUAGUCCCACCUCUGGCACGUUUUCGACCAACCACAUUACGCUGGGCGCGCGAGGUGACUCCUACUACGAGUAUCUGCUCAAGCAGUGGCUCCAGGGUGGCAAGAAGGAGGCUCGGUUGCAUAAAAUGUACACGCGCGCCAUGGACGGCGUCAUGAGCAAGCUCGUUCGCAAGACACCCAACGAGCAGCUGACCUACGUCGGCGAGCUCGACGGCGGAGUCAGCUUCUCGCCAAAGAUGGAUCACCUGGUGUGCUUCUUGCCGGGUGUGCUCGCCUUGGGCCACGUGAAUGGGUUCCCUGCGUCGCACCUCGAGGUCGCCAAGGAGCUCCUGUACACAUGCUGGCAAAUGUACGAAAAGAUGCCGACUGGCCUGGCGCCCGAGAUUGCCUUCUUUGAUGGCGACCAGGCCACCAAGUCCGACAUUCGUGUCAAGGACGGCGACGCACACAAUCUCAUGCGCCCGGAAACGGUCGAGUCACUCUUCAUUCUCUACCGUCUCACCAAGGACGAGCGCUACCGCGAGUGGGGCUGGAAAAUCUUCCAGGCCUUCGAAAAGCACUCGCGCGUGCAGAACGGCUACACGAGCCUCAACAAUGUCAAGGUUGAUCCUCCGCCACGCCGCGACAAGAUGGAGAGCUUCUGGCUGGGCGAAACAAUCAAGUACCUGUUCCUGCUCUUUAGCGACGAUGAUACUCUCAUUCCGCUAGACAAGUAUGUCUUUAACACGGAGGCGCAUCCUCUUCCGAUUUUCUGAAAUUUGUAAUUUCAUUUUAAAAUUUGUGUCAAUUUUCAGUUUGUGAACGAACUAUUCUUGGUUGUGUGUGUGUUUGUGUCUUCGUAGCGGCUGUACAAUGCCAUCAUCGAAUACAACACUUUCUUUGCCA
This is a messenger RNA of Capsaspora owczarzaki ATCC 30864, 2633 nucleotides long. RefSeq names its product mannosidase. Bases 71 to 2503 code for a protein of 810 amino acids. Gene Ontology annotation, biological process: carbohydrate metabolic process; N-glycan processing. The record is from RefSeq and is a predicted model, not a curated record. Lineage: Eukaryota; Filasterea; Ministeriida; Capsasporidae. Gene Ontology annotation, cellular component: membrane; endoplasmic reticulum. Gene Ontology annotation, molecular function: mannosyl-oligosaccharide 1,2-alpha-mannosidase activity; calcium ion binding. The transcript has 4 exons.